This is a messenger RNA of Vollenhovia emeryi, 1248 nucleotides long. RefSeq lists its product as uncharacterized. The transcript has a single exon. NCBI's taxonomy places the organism in Eukaryota, Metazoa, Arthropoda, Insecta, Hymenoptera, Formicidae. Gene Ontology annotation, molecular function: nucleic acid binding; zinc ion binding. The record is from RefSeq and is a predicted model, not a curated record. The coding region runs from base 1 to 1248 and encodes 415 amino acids.
AUGGCGGAAGUAGAAAUAACUAAACUCAGGCUGAGAAAGAGAACUGCUAAAGCCGGUUUAACUCGAAUAGAAACUUUUCUCAAUAGUUUGGGCGAAGAAGAGGUUGACGUUGAUAAAGUAAAGGUGAGGUUAGAUAAGUUAGACGAGUUAUGGAAGUCUAUAUCGACUGCUCACUUAGAAUUGGCGGUAAUGGAAGACAUUGCCGAGGAUCAAUUAGACGAGGAAUUAGAGGCCCUCGAAGACAGAUAUUUUAAUUUGAAAUCCAAAGGGGAAAAGAUAAUAAGAAAUCAACUUAAACCGGCUUCGGCUAUAAACGAGAACCUGAACCAAGCAAUCGCAGUAGACUCUAAUGAGAGACGACCGAACGAAAGUCAUAUCAGAUUACCCAAGAUAGAUUUGCCGAUUUUCUCGGGAUCCUACAAUGAUUGGCAUCCUUUUUUUGACACGUUCAACUCAUUGAUUCAUUCCAACAAGUCGUUGAAUGACAUACAGCGUUUUCAUUAUUUAAAGUCAUCGUUGAAAGGCGAGGCCGCAGAAACGGUGUCUUCGUUAGAAAUUUCCAGUGUCAAUUACGCCGAUACUUGGUCCAGGUUAAAAGAAGGAUAUGAUAACAAUAGACUCGCGGUGCAAAAUCAUAUACGGGCGAUUUUCGACUUGCCGAUUGCAAGAAAGGAGAACAGCGCGGUCAUUCGCACUGUGUUGGACGGAGUGCUAAAACAUACAAGGGCGUUGCAAGCUCUAAAGCGACCUACUAACCAGGGGGACGACUUGUUAAUACAUAUAGUCACUAGCAAACUAGAUUUGAUAUCCAUAAGAGAAUGGGAAAAUAGCCUCGAUCCAGCACAGGUGCCUACCUUCCAGGGUUUGACAGACUUUUUAGCGCGAAGAUGUCAGACGUUGGAGGCGGUUGCGGGGAGGAGUCAGGUCGGCCAAGCCAAUACAAACUUGCGUCCAGGCAACGCGCCAAAGAUCACAAGUUCUCAUGCCGCGGUGGCUAGUAACAAAUGUGCCCAUUGCAAGGGAGGCCACCAAAUUUAUCAAUGCCCACAAUUUCAAGGUUUGACCGUGCCGGAGCGGUUCAAACAAGUUAGAGUAAAGGGUCUCUGCCUAAAUUGUUUGAAGGGGGGACACUUGGCGAGAGAUUGCACAAGCAAGACGUGCAAGAAAUGCGAAAAAAGGCACAACACCUUAUUGCACGAGGAACGAAAGGACAAACCUGACAAAGGGGAGGAAACUAGCCAAUCCUAG